Gamsiella multidivaricata is the source of this 3004-nucleotide messenger RNA. RefSeq names its product Sec34-like family-domain-containing protein. Gene Ontology annotation, biological process: intracellular protein transport; intra-Golgi vesicle-mediated transport; Golgi organization. The record is from RefSeq and is a predicted model, not a curated record. Bases 167 to 2911 code for a protein of 914 amino acids. Gene Ontology annotation, cellular component: membrane; COG complex; cis-Golgi network. Lineage: Eukaryota; Fungi; Mortierellomycota; Mortierellomycetes; Mortierellales; Mortierellaceae. The transcript is spliced from 11 exons.
GUUCACCCUCGCCUACCCCCACCCACAACAACGCGGAGAAGACGCCAGGACCGUCGUUCAUGCCGAAGGAACUCUCCAACCUCGCGUCAUCUCCAGAGCAGGUCCAGCCCAGCAUCAGUACCAGCAACCACUCUCUCACCCCAGGACGACCAGGACCCACAACGCCAUGACGACACAUGCAAGGCCAGCUCACCAUCGCACCCUCGACUGGGAUGCCAUCGCCCCUUUGUCAGAGAUACAGCGACAGAGUGUGCUUGAACUCAAGGAUGCAUGCUCCGAGUUGCCUUUGCCACCAAAUUUGGCAGCCGAACACAGCUCUCCGUUACCUUUUAGCAAGCCAAGCAGCUCUUUCAAUGACCUCUCGCAGCAGGCCGGCUCUUCCCCUGCCGCCACCAAGCAGUCCCAGUUACUCGCCUCACCAUCUUUGCAGCCAGCAGGAUUGCUUUCAUUGAAAUCAAAUGCCACAAAAGAGCCGAGUCCACUUCCAAAGUCGUUGCUAGGAAAUGUUACGAACAAGGACAGUGUCAAUGUCGAGGAGCACGACGAGGAGCAAUUGGUGCCGAUCGAGACCACGCAGCAGUUCUUGGACUGGUUCUCGGGUAUCGAAGGAGAGAUGGAGCGGGAUCAAGAGGACGUCUACAGGAACUAUCUGACUGUUGUUGAACUGUACAAAGAGGCGUGCGACGGAUUCUUACAGCAGAUUGACGAGACAUCCGAGUGUUUCAAGAGUCUCGAGGGACACUAUGCCUUUGUGGAGGAGAAAACAAGGGCAUUGCAGCUUGCUUGCGAAAAACUGCUGGAAGAACAGACCAAUCUGCAAACAUUGGCAGAUCUUAUGGCGUCUAAAUUGUCAUAUUUCCACCAACUGGAGGCUGUAACGCGGCUCUUCAACGCCCCCGGAGAUGAUGUCUGUCUUCGGCCAGAAUUCGCUCCAAUGCUCGCUAAACUGGAUGAGUGUUUAGACUAUGUCCAGCAAAACAUCAAAUACAAGGAUUCAGAGCUAUACCAGAUGCGUUUCCGCCAAUGUAUGACGCGCGGCAUGACUCUCAUCAAGAUGCAUCUUAUCACAAAGCUGCGUGCGCUGAGUGCUGAGAUCACCUCCAAGAAACCUGUGCUCGCCAAAGGAGAGUCCAUCAAGCCGGCCAUGGCAACAGCUUUGUUCUAUGUCAAGUUUAGGGCCAUUGCCCCACCACUUCGAUCCCUGGUUGCUGAGCUGGAGAAGAGAUGUGUUUCUCACAAGGAGUACAACUCAUUGCUGAAUGACUGCUACAACUGCUACUUUUCGGUCCGGCAGCAGCAUCUUUCAUCGAUGAUUGUCUCUAAAAUCCAAGAGAUGGGUCCCAGUCAACAGGAUAAGCUUAGGUUUGCACGAAAUGGACUGGCGUACUUGACUUCAGUGUGCAUGGAAGAAUAUUCGCUCUUUUACAACUUUUUCAACACUGGAGAGUCUGAACUUUAUGGAUACCUGGAUACAUUGAUCGGAUACCUGUAUGACUAUCUGCGGCCCAGAAUCAUUCAUGAAAACAAGAUCGAUAUUCUUUCGGAACUCUGCGUCAUCAUGAAUAUCCAGCAAUCGGACAUUCCAAUCGAUGAAAACUCGCAUCUUGCAUUCGGAUAUUUGAUCCGCAAUAUGCUACAGGAUACCCAGCAUCGACUUGUCUAUCGGGCACAGUCCUUCAUCCGUUCAGAGAUUCAAAAUUACAAACCAACUCCAAACGUCCUCGAUUAUCCAGCUCGACUUCAAGCACCCCCACCACUUCCUAGUAACACCGAUGGGCUAUCAAGAUCUAUGUCUUCACAACACAUUUACAGGGCUUCUGAUGCUGAAAGCAUUGCGGAUUCUAUACCAGAAGUAUCAUCGCCAACUCCAUCGCUGGCAAGCAGCAUCGCUGGAGGCUAUUUUUCAUCACCCACACUGCAGCAGUUUGAUGAAUCAGCGGCGAUGUACCAGGGAUGGUAUCCGACUCUACAAAAGACUCUUUGGCUGCUGACAAAGAUCUAUAGGUGCGUCGAACAAGCAAUCUUUGACGACCUAUCUCAGGAAGCAUUGUCGAAGUGCCUUGUAUCGCUGAAUCAGGCAUCGAUGACCAUCAAGGAAACCAAGGAUCCAGUCGACGGACACUUGUUUUUAAUCAAACACCUGCUGAUCCUAAAGGAACAGAUCGCGCCAUUCGAAGGCAAUUUUGUGCAUUCGUCCAAGGAGGUUGACUUUUCGCGGAUGACGGACGCGAUCACAUCGCUGUUCCGUGAUCGAACGAACCUGCUCAGUUUUGGAUCUUGGUUCGGCGCUGUUUCUCAGACGAUAACGCCCACGUUAGUCGACAGCUAUCUGGAUGCCAGACAGGAGAUCGAUCGGGACCUGAAGCUCGUCUGUGAGACGUUUAUUCUGGAGAUGGGCAAAUCAGCAGUCCACUCCUUGACCGAGUUUAUGAACAAGGUGGCAGGAUUCAGGAUCCGAGCAGAUGUGGAAGCAGCGCAGAGGGAACAGGAUCCUUCUGUCUCUAGUGGGCUGAUGAAGAGACCACCGAUGUUGCUGAAGGACAAGCCGUUCGCGAGACCGGAGGAGCUGGCAAGGAUCAUAACGGAUUUCAAGGAGACGGUGCCGCCAAGGAUCCAGUGGACUGUAAGAAAACUGUCUAUGUAUCUCAAGGACCCCAAUACGGAAAUGAUCCUUAUGCGGCCUAUCCAGUCGUUCAUUCUGGAGUCCUACCAGUCGUUUUACGACACGAUUUUGUACGAAUACGACCCAGCGUUGACAUUAAAGGCAUCACAGCAAUCAAAUGGACAGUACAAAAUCCAGCAUGCAGGAAUUAAAGACCUUGAUCCUGUUGACAAGGUCGCGAGCUGGGUUGGUGAUCUGGUCCGCGUCGAGUUGAAGAAGAAUAACCCUGAUUUUGUCAUAGAUCUUUAGAUCCACACACUUCUUGUGCCGUAAAAAGAAAAAGAAAUAAGAAAUAAAAAAUACUAAUGAUAAUAAUAAAAAGUGUUUCUGCAAACACCAAAC